Penicillium odoratum is the source of this 4791-nucleotide messenger RNA. Its product is annotated as mediator of RNA polymerase II transcription subunit 12. Gene Ontology annotation, biological process: regulation of transcription by RNA polymerase II. NCBI's taxonomy places the organism in Eukaryota, Fungi, Ascomycota, Eurotiomycetes, Eurotiales, Aspergillaceae. The coding region runs from base 1 to 4791 and encodes 1596 amino acids. Gene Ontology annotation, cellular component: mediator complex. The transcript has 2 exons. Gene Ontology annotation, molecular function: transcription coregulator activity. The record is from RefSeq and is a predicted model, not a curated record.
AUGAUACCGCAUUCUUCUGCCGGCGGCCAACCAUGGGGCCACCCGAUGCGACCACUCAAUAGUGGCUCCGGAAGAGUCGACUUGGUACAAAUGCCUACUCAAUAUGACCCCUCGUCGGUGACCUCACAAACGCCCUUGCUGCCGUCCCAGUCGCAGUCCCAGCUGCAAUCGCAAACACACGCAACCCACGCAACCCACGCAACCCAAUCGGCCGUGGUCGACCUGACCAUCAACACAUAUGAUCCGAACGAUAAGGAACCCCCACCCAAACGACCAAGAUUGGAUAUAUCGGGUGCAUCCAAGGCUAGCGAUGCAGGUUCAUCCGCUAAAGGUGGAGAUGCGAGGAAUACACCGGCCAGCGCCAGUUCACGGUCCCAGCCGUCGUGGCGUGGCCGACCCAUGUGGUCUUUCCAGGCGGUCAUGUCAGAAAUUCCAGGUAGUGCGGCGGGAUCUCGACCAUCAUCACCACCCCCACUCCCUACCCAGCCUUGGAGUGAUUCCCCUUCCCAUCUACUAGACGGAGGUUCAAGCCGGGAAACAUCCGCGGAUAAGAAAGUUCAAACCACCCCAUUUCGUAUUGUGAUCCCUUCUGUGGCCCCGGCAAUUCAAGGUGAAAAAGUCGCGGAUUUCACUCCAUGGACCGGGAACCACCCAGAGGAUGUAUUGAAUGAGCAAGCAGCGAAACAAGGCUAUUAUAGUCGAACCCAGGUCUCCCAAAACGAAUCCAACACCGCUCGACCUGCAUUGUAUGGACAAUUGAAACACCGCACAGGGCUCCAAAUGCUCUCGACCGUCUUUUCUGCUGCACUGGAGAAACGUCAAAACCACAAUACCGUUCAUGCACCAUCUAGUUUCAAGCCACCACCGAGAGUGACGCUCACCGAUAAUAAGCGAGAGACCUGGCUUCGAGAUCUUGCAAAUCCAUCCGUGCCAUUGCGCCGGCUGAGCCGAACCAUUCCUCAUGGUAUCCGAGGUAAAGGCCUUCUGGACCAAUGCCUGGGAAAGUGGAUUCCGGUUGCACGGGCAGUUUGGCUGGCAAAGUGUGUCGGUGCCAAUGAAAUUCGCGCCUUCAAGCGGAAGGGAACGAGCGGUGCUCUGACUGUGGGGUUGGAAGCGAAAUGGGUGCGAGACUGGACGACGAACGUUCAGCAAUUUACUGAAGCUGUAUUCAGCGCACCCAAGUCCUCUGACUGGAAACCAAAGAUGACCUAUGCAGUUGAAUUGACUGCCCGCUUGUUUUUUGAGAAUCUCCUCGAUCACGAUCACUUCAUCGAGUGGUUCCUGUCUUCCUUCGAAGGCGCAGCAAUUGGCACGAUUCCUGUCUGGCUUUUGAUGCUUAAUAUUUACUGGAACAACAUCAUGCGGUAUCGACGCAGAGGACGACGGCUGGCCGAACUUUUGCUCGAUAAAUUGCGUCAGGCUACAGAGGCCAAGCGAGAACCCUUCAACCCCCUGAUUGAGCGACUUUCCCGUUUUAUAAAGAAAAUGGUUCGGGGACAUACUUCAUCAUUGCUUUUACCAAAUUCAUGGGAAAAAUACAAAAGCCUGGUAAUCUCGUGUCUUGAUCUCACAGACCACGUCGACCGAGCCCUGUUGCAAAACCUCAUCGAACGUAAUGCACGAGUACAGAGGCCUAGCCAUCCUAAACAAACGCCGCAGCGCUCCCCGAACCAACGCAUUAUCCGCCUUCUUGAUUCGAUUCUCUCUGGAUACGACAUCAAUUCAGUCUCGUCUGCGUGUUUGGAAGCCGUUGAUGAUAGAGCGGUCUUGGUCUCGAAGUUGCUUGAAUGGCUUUCCACUCCAUUCCGUCACGGGACUUAUCGAGUUUACGCUGGUGCUCGUCUGUUGCGAAAAUGGAAGGCCGCGGGGGUAGAUAUUGAUGAUCAUAUCCUCACUUUCCUUACCCAAACUGGACGUACCAAGAAGUCGGACAUGGAGAAUGUAUACCAUACAAUCUCUGAGCUUGUCAGAUCGCAAACUUUCUCCGUGGGUCGAUAUCUGCAGUGGCUAAUGGCCAAAGAUGUCACAAGCCAUGUCUCUUCCUACCAGAAAUCAAUGCCCGAUUGUCAUUUCGAUAUUGCAUUGAUAGCACAGCUUCCUGUUGGCCGUCUCCCUGACCAUGUUGGCAAUCUACGUAGCACCUUACUGGCCCGUACUGGAUUCUCUGCUGAACAUGAAUCUAUUGUGACUGCCCAUUUGAAACAAGCAAUCUGCCGACGUCUCCCCGGGAUUUUUGGUGUACUUUCUCAGAAUGAAAUGACGUCUAACUCAUUGUCAAUCGAUAUGACCUCCAUUGAUCUGACCUGGGCUGUGAAGGCGGAUAUAGGUCAGUGGCUCCGACGGAGCGUUGCUGAACAUUCUCGCGAUGUCACUGGUUCAACCAUCCGACCAUCAUUUCUUGUUGGUGGUGUCCCGUCAGUGUCAAUACUUACACCGGAUGAAUUUUACAUUGUCCGUGAGAUUCUCGAAACCCUUGAGGAUGUCUCCAUGUUAGCGGAUGUUUUGAAGUGUGCUUCAACCUCUAAUGAUUGUGUUGUUCUUGCAUCGGUUGCCGAUACCACAAAUUAUCACUUUGACUCACUCAGCGUGAUGGGAGCAACCUCGGAUCUGUUCCGUAAGCUGAUUGAUACAUACGCUAUCAUCAAACGAUUCAGUACACCGAGUCUGGAUUUGAUGUUUUCGUUGAUCGAACUUGGUUUGCGUAUUCCUCGUGAAUGCAACACAGUUCUGAUCCUUCGUCAAGACCUUGCGCGUCUGGGAAACAAGGCUAUUUUGGCCGCAUCAUCUCCAGUCUCCGACCACAUCCCCGACUCUUUUGGCGAUACAGUUUCUUUGUUCCGAGAGAAGUUAGAUCAUCUUUUACUGUCCGGGAAUGUGAUGGAUGAGCCCACGCUGGAUACCAUAUUCCACACCUUGACUAAGCAGUUGGAAUCUCAACUCGGUAAGGCGAAGUUGUCAGCAAACGAUACUUGUCAGUACUUGGCGCAGUUGCGAUCCUUUCAGCCAAAGCAUUUUGAUGGGAUAUUGAUUCGCUGGGUCUGCAUCCAUCUACGGUCCUCUGAUCGUUCCACUCUGCUACGUGUACUUCCCUCUCUUAUCGGGGUUGGAUGUGUUGCAAUUCCAUCUUUCCUGGCCCUUGUGAGAAGGCUUAGUUACUCCACAUCUCCACUCCCCAACUCCGAAAAUCUGCCAGACGAACUUGUUGAUCUUGCUCUUGCCGUCCCACCAGAAGACAGAUACUCCGAUAUAUAUUCUCCUCCAACUAAAGACAGGUUCCGUGAUCUGAUCUCCUACCGAUACCACCUGUCACAGCAGGAGUUUUUGGCCAAGAGCUUUGACGAGGUUCUUGAAAUCGUCGGCGACGCCGCCUCAGCUGUCGACAUGAACGAUGUACGCAACAAAGACCGGCAAGCUUCUCUUGUGAUGAUUUUGCGUGAACUUCUCGUGCGAAACCCCGGCUGCGUGGAGCAGAGUUGCAUGAAGAAGCUCGUCAAUCGGUACCCGAACGCCAUUGGUAUGCUCCGAACAGCACUCGACACCUUGCUAGGCGGCGACCUACAAAAAGAGACCUCAUCUGUCAUUUCGCAAGUCGACAAGCUGGCCAACACCACCGACGACUUUUCUCUCCCCUUCUGUCAAUUGAAGCUUCAGAUUCUAUUUCACCAAGACUCAGGGAAUGAAGAUCGGAACGGUAUCGCAAACGCAAUGUUCAAAACCGUUGUAGCCAAUACUCGCGCUCAUAACUUUCACUGGGUGGAUCUUGUCGCGCUCAUGAGCCCAGAUGCCGUUCGCCAGAUUCGCGAACAUGCAGAAAAAGAACUUUUCUCUAUUCCAGUACUGGGAGAAUCACCGAGUAAUCCUUUGGCAGCCUCACAAAGCUUAGCAUCCUUCGAAACCGCCAAAUUGUACAUCAGGAUCAUUGAGGAGCUUGCCGGUAACAUCUCCGAUACUGCAACUCCCUGGGUUGUUUCUGUCCUCGUGGAGAAAAUGGAGAGCCUUUUGCAGAAGAUCCUCACCGUGCAAAGCGAUGAUCGAUCUGGUGGCAUACCUAUUCAAGGGCGGGCGAACUUCGAGCGCUCUCUUGCCUUCUGGUUUUCGGCUCUACUGAGGAUGGUCGUUAUACACCGUACCUCGUUCGUACAGCCACCCGGUUCUAGAGUCAAUGUCUCCCAUGAGCCAUCUAGGUUGUUGGUCUCCAUAUUCUGCAUAGCGCUCUCUCGCUUUCCCAGCGAUGCCCUACGUCUUUUUCCAGGUGCAGACUAUUUUCCCCGUGCGGGAUCGUCUGAAAAUUAUCACCCUUGUCCGGGCAUUUUGUUGCAAACCCAUGCCCUAGACGUUGCUGCGUCUUUAAUUGACGUGUUCCCCGACGAAAUAAGACAUCACUGCUGCCGCUUCCUGAGGGAGAAGUGCUCAAUGCUUGGUUUGCAGAGCGACGACCGAUUUCUUUACCUUCUAGGUCCGAUGGGAGACUCUGCAAUGCCCCAACUUGUUCAAUCGGCACCGGCACCAUCCCCAGCUGCAGGAUCUACCCCAACAUCCAAUUUCCCUGCUCCUACUACUGGUCCUGCUCAUUCGUCACAACCCGCCACUAUGCACCCAAAUCCCCAUGCUGGUGCAGGUGAAAGAAUCAGCUCUACGGCGAAUCGGCUUCGUCUUCAACAACGUGGACGCACUGUUGGGCCAUAUCCAAACCGUCCUUGGGAACUUUUGGAAGACGCGGCACCUUUUGUAGGUGUCAACGACACCGCUGUAAAUCUGGGCUACUUUGAUGCCCGACGCAUUCGACUUUGA